GAAUAAUGUGCUCAUAUGUCAGGAAUGAUGAGGCAGAACCAAUCCUUCCAAAGGAAAGUGCAUGAAGAUGAUACCAGGAUUUUCAUAUUCCUUCAGAUGUCUGGAAUGAGGACCCACUAAUUCAUGGUGUCGUGCUUGUCUCUGUCAGGAGUGCUCCUAGUCUUUUAAGCUGAAGAUGGGAACUGCUACCUCACAGAGGAGAAAUGCAGCUAGUUGGCAGCACAACACAUCUGUUAUGUGUACAGAGGCCAAAAAGCAUUGCUGGUACUUUGAAGGGUUAUAUCCUACCUAUUAUAUAUGUCGCUCCUACGAGGACUGCUGUGGUUCGAGAUGCUGUGUAAGAGCCCUCUCUAUCCAGCGACUAUGGUAUUUUUGGUUCCUUUUGAUGAUGGGAGUUUUGUUCUGUUGUGGAGCUGGUUUCUUUAUCAGAAGACGGAUGUACCCUCCUCCACUUGUAGAAGAACCUACUUUUAAUGUGUCUUACACCAGACAACCAGUCAACACUGCAUCAGGGUCUCAGCAACCUGGAGUGCCAUACUACACAGACCCAGGCGGACCUGUGAUGAAUCCCAUGGCGAUGGCUUUCCAUGUCCAGCCCAAUUCCCCACAAGGAAACCCAGUUUACCCUCCUCCACCUUCCUACUGCAACACACCACCUCCUCCAUAUGAGCAGGUGGUGAAAUCCUCCACAUGAGGACUCUGUGGCUCUCUGACCUGACUCUGGGAGAAGAAGGUGCCAUUGCAAAACAACCAGGAUGGUGGGCAUCUGCCCCUUUGAACAUUUGCUAGCUUUCCAUGUCCUCUCUCCCUUCCUACCUUGCACCUUUUCUCAUUAAAUUUCCUUGCAAAGGGGUGUAUUUUUUUUUCUUUUUUUGCAGUAGAAGUGAAUUUUUUCUUUGUCUUUAAAAUGAAAGAAGUUGUCUUUGUAAUGCUUUUAAUGGAAAUCUAUAUUUAAAACCUGUA
Meleagris gallopavo (turkey) is the source of this 963-nucleotide messenger RNA. NCBI's taxonomy places the organism in Eukaryota, Metazoa, Chordata, Aves, Galliformes, Phasianidae. The record is from RefSeq and is a predicted model, not a curated record.